Molecule: messenger RNA, 552 nt
Organism: Arabidopsis lyrata subsp. lyrata
Lineage: Eukaryota; Viridiplantae; Streptophyta; Magnoliopsida; Brassicales; Brassicaceae
Product: probable calcium-binding protein CML29
Exons: 1
Coding region: 88-339 (83 amino acids)
Molecular function (GO): calcium ion binding
Source: RefSeq, a predicted model, not a curated record
UCCUAAUUCCUCGACCAAAAAAAGCUCAAAGAAAGAAAAAUUUACAUCAUAUAAAAAAGCACACACCCACAUAUUCACCAAGACAAUAUGGCUGAUGCGACGGAGAAAGCCGAGCACGACCGUAUAUUCAAGAAAUUUGAUGCUAACGGCGAUGGAAAAAUAUCAGCAGCCGAACUCGAAGAAGCUCUUAAGACACUUGGCUCGGUAACGCCUGAUGACGUCAAGCGUAUGAUGGCUGAAAUUGAUACUGAUGGAGAUGGAAACAUAUCGUAUCAAGAAUUCACUGAUUUUGCAGGUGCCAAUCGUGGACUUAUGAAGGAUGUUGCCAAAAUUUUCUAAAAUGUAUUUGCCAUCCUUUUAUUUUGAAAUGUUUGAAUUUUUUAUAUUGAGAGAUUUGGUUCUAACUUCUAAGCAUCGUCAUUUUUUUCUUUUGUUACUUUUACAUCGGUGAAUUUUAACUUAUAUCCUAAAUUUCAUGUAAUGUGAUGUGAGGUUAUGGAUGUAGGACCUUAAUAUUUCAAUAAGGGCACAAUCUAAUAUUUGUAAAGCAAA